AUGGCUAUUCACGUGGAGACUUUUGAAGAUCUCCGAAACGAGAUCGAACAACUACGCUCUGAACAACCUACAUUAAAUUCCCAUGAAAUCUGGGAGUAUUUAGUCAAAAGUUCGGAGAGGCAAAAGCCACUGGAAGAGAUUACAGUGGAAACGUGUCUGGUAGCGCAUUUCGAUUACCCUGAGGAAAGAACUGUCAAAUUAAAGGCCAAGAAAGCCGAUCCUGAAUUUUCAGAGAGCGAUAAUAAAGGUCUCAUGGAAUUUCUUAAGACCAGACCGACUAGCACCAAGCCUAUACUGUCGGUUACAAAAGAUACAAAGUCUGAAUCCGAAGAUAUACAGUCUGACUCUAAAGAUACACAAUCUGAAUCCAAAGAUAUACAGUCUGGCUCUGAAGAUACACAACUUGACUUAAAAGAGAUACAAUCCGGCACUGAAGAUACAGAAUUCGGUUCUACAGAUACAGCGACGAAAAUCGAUCAGUGGGUUUCCCAACGCGGAAAUAUUGUUCUCCAACUUCUUAAACAUAUCGAUCCUGGACGAACAUUCGAGUAUUUAGACCAUAAAUCAUUGUUUCGACGCAUUCACAAGCUAAGAUUAGGGCAGCCUAAAUCAAGCUCUCGUCAAAUUUGGCGACGUCUUAACGAGGAGCUAGAUAGUCAGAAUUUGUUGGAAGAAGCCGUUGUAGAGGCUUGGCUGGUAGUGGGAUUUGAUUAUCCUAUGCAUAAAACAGUUCAGCUCAAGGCUCAUGAGAGCCAUGUGAGACAAAAGGAUUUAGAUCGAGUGAAUAAGGACCUAUCUGUUAAUAGAUUUAUGAGAAGGUGGUACGAUUAUCUCGUGUCCAAUCCUAACUUUAAAAAAAGAGUCGAGGAUUUAGAUCGAGCGACUCUUGAAGAGAUCCAUGACCUAUGGUCCCUUCACCGUGGUUCAAGCUCUCGUUGGAUUUGGGGAGAGCUGAAUAAAAAACCAAAUGGGAUGAUGCCAUUAAAAGAAAUAGUUGUGGAGGCUUGUUUAGUAGCAAAUGGGUUUCCAUUGGAGGACACUAUCCAGUUGAAGAAUCAAGAGAACCGGUGGUGGCAGGAAACCGAAAUUCUUCGAUAUGAUACCAAAGAUAGCACUUUUCUAGCCUCGAAAUUAGGUGAAGGAAUGGAGUCUAUAGUGCUAAUCAACAACAAGCUGAACCUUAAAAGGGUUGUUCAGGACAUUAAAGAGCUACGUCAUCGCCAACCUACAUUAAGUCCUCGUCAGAUCUGGGUCGAUCUCGACAAAUCAGGCUAUUGGCCGGCACCAUUGCUCGAAAUCGCGGUAGAAGCUUGCUUGAUCAAAUUUUGUGGCGUUCGUCCUGAAGACACCACACAACUUGAGACGUUAGAUCAUCACGAAGUGUCUGGGAAGAGGUUCCUAGACAGGGUUCUGGAUUAUUGUUUUGGCUCGCAUAAGCUCGGAAAUGCUAGCUGUGGAUGCUGGGCUUCCGCAAAGAUAGUAGAGAAGAGUGAAAUCGAUCAUUAUCGGAAGAAUGGAAGAGUCAAGGUAGACCCAAAGACCAGUCGUGCAGUUGGAUUAUUGAGGAUCAUGCUCGAUACAAAAUAUACUAUCAAGAGUUUCUUACCAAUAAACACACCCACGGCAUUAGCUAUCAUGCCAUAUCGGGAGAUGAACGCUAGUCAACGAGUUUACGCACUAUUUUAUGCUGAGUGGGAUGCAUGGAUGGGACCAGGACGUCCAAUUCAUCCUCCAAUCGAUUAUGUCGCGGGUGUUGAGAGAACUGCUAUUCUUGAUUCAGGCGACUAUGAAGAUUGUCAAGAUGAACUUCCUAUAUGGACUCCAGGAAACACCAACAGUUUCGAGGUACAUGUACAAUGCGCAUUAAUAAGUCCGUGUUGGGGAUACCGUGGUUCACUUGAGUGGUUGGUGUACGCUUUAAAACGAACACGAGACCCUGACACAAUCAGGAUGAUUAAUAGUGUUAUCGCCGGAUUCUAUGGUCUUAAAAUGUAUCAUAUGGGAAGUGGCUUUAUGGAAUAUCACAACUGGCAUAAUAAUUGGUUCCAUUCCUUUCGAGUUUCCCAUGGAAUCGUCGCAUUUGUGAAGGAAAAAAAAAAUUCUCCAGAGGUCAUGUGGGCGGAGAGAGAUGAAGAGGGAAAGUAUAUAGCACAUUAUGAUGCCGUUCUAAUGCCAAUAGGAGUAUCGACACCGGUGCUCAAAGCAAGGGAUAAAGAAGGACCGGCCGGUUGGGAAUUUGGAACUUUUGACCAUGGACGAUGGGCAUCCCAAGGAGUAAAAUUCUAA
Molecule: messenger RNA, 2286 nt
Organism: Botrytis porri
Lineage: Eukaryota; Fungi; Ascomycota; Leotiomycetes; Helotiales; Sclerotiniaceae
Exons: 3
Coding region: 1-2286 (761 amino acids)
Source: RefSeq, a predicted model, not a curated record